AUGCAGUACAAGGUGCUCGUUCCUCUCGUCUUCGCCGCUACGGCCCUGGCUGCCCCUGCCCCAGAUGCCACCGGUACAUCGUCCAGCUACGAGACAUCCGACGAUUAUGACGACAGCGAUCUCUAUGAUAGCUACGACUCCGGUGACAGCUACGGUCUUGCCGAUGUGCCCAGCUCCAUUCUGACUGUCCUGGCCACCGCCAUUCCAUCUUCGUGGUACGACGACAUCAUGAACCCGGAAUCCCGCUCCGCUAUCAUCAGCGACGCCGCAGCUGGUACCUACCCAGCCUGGUACAACUCGCUUCCUAGCAGCGUCAAGGCCUGGGCCACUUCCCAAUUCGAUGACGAGGUUAUCGGAGCUUCAGCCACUGCCGCCAGCAUCUCUGGGACCACCGCCAACAGCGCUUCCCUGACUUCCGCUGGUACUGCCGUUGAAACUGGCAGCGCCAUGACUGCUGGCAACACUGCCAGUGAGACUGUCAGCCAGACUGCUUCUUCUUCCUCUACUGUUGAGACCACUACUGGUUCCUCCUCCGCCAGUGUUACUUCCAACUCUGCCUCUUCCGACGCCAACUCUAGCUCUGCUUCGGCUUCUGCCUCCUCUUCCCAGUCCACUGGCGGUGCUCCCGCUCCUACUGGUGGUGUUGCCAUGGGUGUUGCCGGUGCUGCUGGUGUUCUGGCCCUUGCCCUUGCUCUGUAA
Molecule: messenger RNA, 699 nt
Organism: Penicillium antarcticum
Lineage: Eukaryota; Fungi; Ascomycota; Eurotiomycetes; Eurotiales; Aspergillaceae
Exons: 1
Coding region: 1-699 (232 amino acids)
Source: RefSeq, a predicted model, not a curated record